Molecule: messenger RNA, 245 nt
Organism: Microbotryum saponariae
Lineage: Eukaryota; Fungi; Basidiomycota; Microbotryomycetes; Microbotryales; Microbotryaceae
Source: the annotation of a GenBank genome assembly
AUGCGCAAGUCCCUUCCGAAUCGGGGCCAAGGACGCUGCAAGGGCCCCUUUGAGGCUUUACAGCUGGUAAUAUCGCGCUUGCGCCUGUGGGUCCAGGACUCGCCAAGUGUGGCCGUCGAAGCCAAAACUGGCAGCUGGGGGCUCAACGGUCUACAUGCUCGAGUUGUAAGUGUCAAGGCAGCUGACGACCCGGUGACCAUUCAAGAAGAAGAUUCGAGCUUGGCCGCGGCUGUUGCGAUUGGUGA